CUGGCUGUAUAUAAGGCGUCCAUCGUCCUGCUUCUUGCCUUUCUUUUUCUCUCUCCAUUCACUCACACCAUCUUUCCUCCUUUUCAAACAACCUCUUCACACAUUACACAUCAAUCACAAUGGCUUGGGGCUGGGACGAUUCCAACGAGGCUCACCGUCAGGUCUACAACGGCGAGCAGCACCACGAGGCCAAGUUCUCCCACGAGCUUCUGGCCGGUGCCGCUUCCUUCGAGGGCAUGAAGCUCUUCGAGGACCACCAGCGCAAGGAGGGCAAGCCCGUUAGCCACGCUUUCGCCAAGGAGCUUCUUGCUGGCAUCGUCGGUUCUCAGAUCGACAGACUUGCCGAGACCAAGGGUAUGGAUGAGGUCGACAAGAUCCGUGCCAAGAAGCACGCCCAGGAGAACGCCCACCAGAUGUACGAGGAGCACUACGAGCGCGGUCACGGCGCUCCCGAAUACGACCCUCGCCUUCCUCCUCACCCCCACUUCCGUGACGAGGGCCGCUUCCCUGACCAGGGCCGGUGGUAAAGGCCGUGGCUGGUACUAAGCUCUAGUGCGAUAAGGGAUAGACUGGAUCUGAACUUGUCGACCGGGGGUGUGUUGAUAUGAUACCGAUGAUUUGUGUUCCCAAUGAAAAAUAUUCCUCAUAAUUGUUUUUUUUUCUUCUGAUCCUGAAUCGUGGUCCUCUGCAUGCGACGUGGCCUGUGGAUUCGAGCCCUCUCGCGCAUAUAUGAUCUGUCCGAUAUGGUGGAGAGUCAGGUGAGCUAUCAUCGAAUCAUGAGAGUAGGUCUGGAAGAGUAGAAACCAA
Messenger RNA from Aspergillus aculeatinus CBS 121060, 807 nucleotides. RefSeq names its product DUF3759 domain-containing protein. Lineage: Eukaryota; Fungi; Ascomycota; Eurotiomycetes; Eurotiales; Aspergillaceae. The record is from RefSeq and is a predicted model, not a curated record. The coding region runs from base 120 to 527 and encodes 135 amino acids. The transcript has 3 exons.